CCUAAAGGUGAAGUAAACAUUGAUAUUUGGUAAAGUUAUUUUUGAGUUUCUCUGGAUAUUUUGCAAUAAAUUUACGGAAAAAAUAAUUUACGACUGUAUCGAGUGGAAAUCAUGGCUAUUUUAAGCUUUUAAAGCCUUUUUAUGGAUUAAUAACUUUGUUGUUUACAUCGAUUUAAGAUAUUGGCAACCAUGAACAUGUAAACGUAAACAAAUCGAAAGGCGCGAAAUAACAACAAUAAAGCUGAAGUCUGCCGCAAUUAAAUUUAUUGGAAGAAGUGUGACUGGAGAAAUAAAAAUAUGGAUUCUGAUCAAGAGGAACAACCCAAUAAAAGAAUAAAGACAGAACCUAAAGAAGAUGAAAUAAAAUCCGACAUCAAGAAAGAGGAAACCCAACUAGAUGAAAUAGUACAAUCUACAAAAGCGAGUAUAAAGCAUGAGGAGGACGAUGCUGGCGCAGAUUGUAUUGCUACUAUCGAUAAGAUUGACUCACUAAAAUCACUUGGUCCAUUUAUUGCUGCGCGGGACAACUCGCAAAACAAUUUGUAUUUCCAAGAUUUACCAGAGAUUUGCAAAAGUGAACCAUGUAUGUUGGGUGUGGAUGAAGCUGGUCGUGGUCCGGUACUCGGCCCGAUGGUGUACGGCAUUGCGUUCUGUCCAAUAACUAGUGAGCAGAUAUUGGUGGAUUUAGGUUGCGCAGAUUCCAAACAACUGACGGAAGAAAAGCGUGAGAAUAUAUUUAACGAAAUGAAUAUUGCUGAGACGCCACGUGCUUGCUUAGGAUGGGCGGUGGAAUUAAUAUCACCUAAUGUUAUUAGUACUAGCAUGCUGCGGCGUUCUAAAUGUUCACUUAAUGAAGUUUCAAUGAAUUCAGCGAUUGGGUUAAUACAACGUGCUGUAGAGGAGGGAGUUAACAUUGCAGAAGUCUAUGUUGAUACUGUCGGACCACCAGAAAAGUACCAAGAUAAAUUAAAGGCUAUAUUUCCCCAAUUUAAAAUUACUGUUGCCAAAAAGGCAGAUUCCACUUACCCCAUUGUUUCAGCCGCUAGUAUUUGUGCAAAGGUAACGAGAGAUACGGCUUUAAAAGUGUGGAAAUUUCCUGAAAGUAACGAGUUGAACUCUGUUAAAUUUGGCAGUGGUUACCCAGGUGAUCCAGUUACUAAACGUUUUCUUACCGAAAAUGUGGAUAUGUUCUUUGGCUUCCCACGACUUGUACGCUUUAGCUGGGCUACGGCGGAGAACGCACUUGCUGAUAAAGCAAUGGAAAUGGAAUUCGACGAACCGGACGAUCAGAAGCCAAAGUACGCUGGUCCUAAGUUGACGCAGUUUUUCAAGGGAGCAACAAAAACUGGCGCAGUGCAGCGCAAACCUUGCCGAUUUUUUAAAGAGCGCUUUUUAAAUAAUGUCACAGAUUUCUAAUUAGUUAGGUUGAACAACAAAAUCUCAAGAAUGUAUGAUUAUGUAUAUGUAAGUCACUAAAUUGGAUGUUGUUUUAUUAUGUUUAUAAAAUGUUAAAAUAAAUUCAAAAUAGCAAUUAGAAUUAUAAAGGAAUACUCGUAAGCGAUAAGUCAUUCUAAAAUCGCAACACCGAAAAUAAAUUUUGGAACUUUGCCAAUAAUUAUUAUAAAUAAAAGCGAUUACUAAGAUCCGAGUAGAAA
This is a messenger RNA of Ceratitis capitata (Mediterranean fruit fly), 1655 nucleotides long. RefSeq names its product ribonuclease H2 subunit A. Gene Ontology annotation, biological process: mismatch repair; DNA replication, removal of RNA primer. The transcript has a single exon. The coding region runs from base 298 to 1416 and encodes 372 amino acids. Gene Ontology annotation, cellular component: ribonuclease H2 complex. Gene Ontology annotation, molecular function: RNA-DNA hybrid ribonuclease activity; RNA binding. NCBI's taxonomy places the organism in Eukaryota, Metazoa, Arthropoda, Insecta, Diptera, Tephritidae. The record is from RefSeq and is a predicted model, not a curated record.